This is a messenger RNA of Synchiropus splendidus (mandarinfish), 3092 nucleotides long. It is a transcript of the gene pygma, whose product is annotated as phosphorylase, glycogen, muscle A. Lineage: Eukaryota; Metazoa; Chordata; Actinopteri; Syngnathiformes; Callionymidae. The transcript is spliced from 20 exons. Bases 70 to 2598 code for a protein of 842 amino acids. Gene Ontology annotation, cellular component: cytoplasm. Gene Ontology annotation, molecular function: pyridoxal phosphate binding; glycogen phosphorylase activity. Gene Ontology annotation, biological process: glycogen catabolic process. The record is from RefSeq and is a predicted model, not a curated record.
GUCGUGUGUCCGGGUUGGUCCUUCUGUUUACGUUGGUCCGAGCCGUCGGCAGUCAGACCCUGCACCACCAUGUCCAAGCCUUUGUCCGAUCACGAAAGGAGGAAACAGAUUUCCGUGCGAGGCCUGGCCGGGGUGGAGAAUGUGGCCGACCUGAAGCAGAACUUCAACAGGCACCUGCACUUCACGCUGGUCAAAGACAGAAAUGUGGCCACCAGGCGGGAUUACUACUUUGCCCUGGCUCACACUGUGCGGGACCAUUUGAUUGGCAGGUGGAUCAGGACCCAGCAGCACUACUAUGAGAAGGACCCCAAACGUGUGUACUACAUCUCCCUGGAGUUCUACAUGGGCCGCACUCUCCAGAACACCAUGGUGAACCUCGCCCUGGAGAACGCCUGCGACGAGGCCACCUACCAGUUGGGCCUGGACAUGGAGGAACUGGAAGAUAUGGAGGAAGACGCCGGCUUGGGCAACGGAGGCCUCGGUCGCCUUGCAGCCUGCUUCCUGGACUCCAUGGCUUCUUUGGGACUGGCAGCUUAUGGUUACGGAAUUCGCUACGAAUUUGGCAUCUUCAACCAGAAAAUUGUCAACGGCUGGCAGGUGGAGGAGGCGGACGAUUGGCUCCGCUACGGGAACCCCUGGGAGAAGGCUCGCCCCGAGUACAUGCGCCCGGUCCACUUCUACGGGAGAACCGAGCACCACCCUGAUGGUGUCAAAUGGGUCGACACUCAGGUCGUCCUGGCUCUGCCUUAUGACACUCCGGUCCCUGGAUACAGAAACAACGUUGUCAACACCAUGAGGCUGUGGUCUGCCAAGGCCCCUUGCGAGUUCAACCUUAAAGACUUCAACGUCGGUGGCUACAUUCAGGCCGUCUUGGACAGGAACCUGGCUGAGAACAUCUCCCGCGUGCUGUAUCCCAACGACAACUUCUUUGAGGGAAAGGAGCUCCGUCUGAAGCAGGAAUACUUUGUGGUGUCUGCCACCCUGCAAGACAUCAUCCGUCGUUUCAAGGUCUCCAAGUUCGGCUCCAGGGAGAUCGCUCGCACUGAUUUUAGCAAACUGCCUGACAAGGUGGCCAUCCAGCUGAACGACACUCACCCCGCCAUGGCGAUUCCUGAGCUGAUGAGAGUCCUGGUGGAUCAGGAGAAGCUGGAGUGGGACAUGGCCUGGGACAUCUGCGUGCGCACCUGCGCCUACACGAACCACACCGUGCUGCCCGAAGCCCUGGAGCGUUGGCCUGUGGAUCUGUUCGCUCAUCUGCUGCCCAGACACCUCGAAAUUGUUUACGAGAUCAACCGACGCCAUCUGGAGAGAGUGGCUGCCAAGUAUCCCGGCGAUAAUGACCGUCUGCGCCGCAUGUCGCUCAUCGAGGAAGGAGGGCAGAAGCGCAUCAACAUGGCCCACUUGUGCAUCGUCGGCUCCCAUGCCGUCAACGGCGUCGCCCAGAUUCACUCCGACAUCCUUAAGGCAACUAUAUUCAAGGACUUCUUCGAAAUGGAGCCACAUAAGUUUCAGAACAAGACGAACGGCAUCACUCCGCGCCGCUGGCUGGUGAUGUGCAACCCUGGACUCGCUGAGGUCAUCGCUGAGAGAAUCGGGGAGGAGUUCAUCCGUGACCUGGACCAGCUGCAGCGUCUGCGCCAGUUUGUCGACGACGAGGCUUUCAUCCGCGACGUCGCUAAAGUCAAGCAGGAGAACAAGCUGAAGUUCUCUGUCCACCUGGAGGAGCAUUACAAGGUGAAGAUCAACCCAAACUCCAUGUUUGACGUUCAAGUCAAGAGAAUCCACGAGUACAAGAGACAGCUGCUGAACUGCCUGCACAUCAUCACCUACUACAACCGCAUCAGGAAGGAGCCGAACAAGCAGUGGACUCCAAGGACAGUGAUGAUCGGAGGAAAGGCUGCUCCUGGAUACCACACCGCCAAGAUGAUCAUCCGCCUGAUCACGGCGAUCGGCGACGUGGUCAACAACGACCCUGUGGUGGGAGACCGCCUCAAAGUCAUCUUCCUAGAGAACUACAGAGUCACCCUGGCGGAGAAAGCCAUCCCAGCAGCCGACCUGUCGGAGCAGAUCUCCACUGCCGGCACUGAAGCCUCAGGCACCGGCAACAUGAAGUUCAUGUUGAACGGCGCUCUGACUAUCGGAACCAUGGACGGCGCCAACGUGGAGAUGGCAGAGGAGGCUGGCGAGGGCAACCUCUUCAUCUUCGGCAUGAGGGUGGAUGAUGUCGACGCGCUGGACAAGAGAGGAUACCACGCUGAAGAGUACUACAACCGCCUGCCUGAGCUCAAGCAGGCCAUCGACCAGAUCGCCGGAGGCUUCUUCAGCCCCAAGCAGCCUGACAUGUUUAAGGAAAUAGUCAACCUGCUCAUGCACCACGACAGGUUUAAGGUCUUCGCCGACUACGAGGAUUAUAUCAAAUGUCAGGAAGGGGUCAACGAACUCUACAAGGACCCUAAAGAAUGGACCAAGAAGGUGAUCUACAACAUCGCCGGCUGUGGCAAGUUCUCCAGCGACCGCACCAUCGCUCAGUACGCUCGAGAGAUCUGGGGUAUGGAGCCCACUCUGGAGAGACUCCCGGCCCCCGAUGAAAAGCCCUAGACGCUCGACGUGAAGCCCCAUGUCCUGACUUUUCACCCACUUGCAACACAUCACACACGUUUUUUUUUUUUUUUGCAGAACCAACGUGAGGACUGAUGUUUACGGUUCAAGUUCUUGGCUGAACCGCGGCCUUUCACCAAAAAACCAAGCGCGUCCCACAGCGGCGCAGCUGUUCCAACAACUGACACGUGACGCGGCAGCGCCACUUUAAAAAGUAACAGCGGGUCGUUCUUUAGCUAAAUGAACACAUUUGGACCAUGAAAACGGCGAUAAUAAAACAAGCUCAUGUUUGCGGAAGCACAAGAGAACAGUUUCAACUCAGAAAUGAUCAACCCGCCUCUGUUAUUCUUUAAAGUCGACGCUGUGCCUUGUGCUCUGUCUUAAUAACACGGUCCUCUCAGCUCCAUGAUGUUCAGGUGGAGAUCCACACCAUCAGAUCCAGGUGAAUUUGUGAUUGUUUUUGUAUAAACUCAGACCUACAGGGAUUAAAUUCU